AUGCAGGUGCGACUUUUUUUUAAUCGCCUUCGUUCAGAUGUCAUAUCGAAUAAUACAUAUGGUGCCAGCUUUUUUUUUCUUUAUAGUUUUUUAACACCCUUUUCUCCCUUCCUCUCUCGUUCUUUCAUUUUCCCUAACUCUCUCUCUCUCUUUCUCUCUCUCUUUAUCUCUAUUUUCGUCUUUCUCUCUCUCUUAAUCUCUAAUCGCUUUCUACUUCGUUCUUUCUUUCCCUUACCCCGUCUUCUCUCUCUCUCAUUCUUUCCCCUUUCACUGACGCUUUACCCUCUCUUUUUCAUUUCUUUUCUCCCUAUUUCUUUCAACCUUCAUUGUCCUUUUUCUUCCUCGCACUUUCUCUCUGUCUUUUCGUUUCUAUCUAUAAUCUCUUUCUCUUUCCCCAGUCUCUCUUUCACCCAUUCCUUUCCUUCCUUCCUUCCUUCCUUCCUUCCUUCCUUCCUUUUCCUUCCUUCCUGUCUUUCUUCUUCCUUUCUUUCUUUCUUUUUCUUUCUUUCUUUCUUUCUUUCUCUCAGCUAUCCAUGUCAUGCUUUCUUUCUCUACUUUUUUUCCCUUUCUCAUAAUUUACUCUUUCUCUCUCUUUCAUUUUCAGGCCCUCCCUUUCCUUUCAAUUUGUCUCUCUAUUUUUCCACCUCUUUUCCAGUUGUGUCUCGCAAUAAAAUCUCCCCCCUCCUCCUCUUGCAUUUAUCAUCUUCCUUUUUUCCCCCUCUCAACUAUUAA
This is a messenger RNA of Acanthosepion pharaonis, 732 nucleotides long. NCBI's taxonomy places the organism in Eukaryota, Metazoa, Mollusca, Cephalopoda, Sepiida, Sepiidae. The record is from the annotation of a GenBank genome assembly.